Messenger RNA from Electrophorus electricus (electric eel), 1296 nucleotides. The record is from RefSeq and is a predicted model, not a curated record. Lineage: Eukaryota; Metazoa; Chordata; Actinopteri; Gymnotiformes; Gymnotidae.
GUCCAAUCCUACUGAAGGUCAUGCUUUAUAAAACAGCUCCAUAUACUCUUAAAGGAUCCAAAGUAGAGCAUCAGCAAGACAGGCAUGAAGCAUGAUCUGAUGCAAGGUCUGAGUUCACCCAAAAGCUGGAAAAUGCUCUCUCAGCUUCUCUUCAUCUCCAUUGCCACAAAUGCUGUUAGCAGUCAGCUAACGGCGGCUAUUUGCGCUCCGUACAUGAGAAAACCAGAGAUUAUUGACAUCUCUGUGGACUGUGGGACUACUUUCAUUGGCCUGGCCAUACAGAUCUGCCCAGUUGCCUACAUCGGUUACAAUGAGUCACAGCUCUUCCUCAACAACAUUAUGGAUGACCCAACCUGCAAAGGCUCCCUGGACUGUUCUGUGGCUCCGCCUGUGCUCCGCUUCAACUUCCCCCUUAACAGCACAAAUGCCUGUGGCAGCAGUUUUAAGACCACCAGCUCUGUAGGCACUGGAAUAUUGUCUGACAUUUCCAGUGUCCAGACGAUGAACGUCAGUGGUGUGGUGCAGUCAUAUGACCCCACAACAAGCACAGUCACAUAUUAUGCUGAGCUGAAGUACUAUUACGUGUGUUCCUAUCCUCUGGAGUACCUGGUCAACAAUACCCAAAUGGAUGUGUCGUCCAACGCCAUGGCGGUCAUGAACAACAACGGCAGCUUCAUCAGUGCCCUCAGACUCCAGCUCUUCAGUGAUCCAAACUUCACCAAACCCAUGAUCAUUCCUUAUACAGGCAUUGAACUGAGGACCAAUAUAUAUGUGCAGGUCUUUGCCAUCAAUAUCAUCACCCAUUACUUAGUGCUGCUGGACAGAUGUUUCGCCUCCACUUCAGUUAUUCCAGGCAAUUCCACCAUCUACAACCUCUUCGUGCCGUGCUCAGUGAAUCUCCUGACCAACGUGAUCGAGAAUGGUGUGAGUCGACGAGCUCGGUUCUCCUUCCCUGCUUUUCGCUUCACACAACAGUAUAACCAGCUUGUCUCUACAUAUUACCUGCACUGUAUCACGCGACUGUAUGAGAGCUGUCUGCAGUACCUAUACGGUGAAAAAAGAAGAGACGUGAAUUCUGCUUCUUCGGGGCUCUCAGAGCCCACCACCCUCACGUCCCCUCCCAUCAUCACCAACGUCGAGACCCACACAUCUGGCAGUACUAGUUCACCCUCUUCUCUGAGACUGGGCGCAGCAGUGGGCACUCUGGUGUUCAUCGGUUUUGUCUUUAUUGGGAUAGCUGCUGUACACAGCAAGAAGCUCAUUUACAGAGUCUGUGGUAGAGUCUGCCACCACUAA